AUGAAUACAUCUAAUACGGAUGAUAUUACGUACAAGCGUAAGGUGAUGAUGGUCCCAGACGGUGGGAUUGUGGCGUUGGACUUCGCACCAGUAUCCAUGGCUGAGCCCUCAUCAACCGACAGCACGCCCACUGUCGUUAUUCUACACGGACUUACGGGUGGCUCUAAUGAGUCAUAUGUGCGAAAUGCUAUUGCACAGCUGAUCAAGAGCCGUGAGGAGGGAGGUGCAGGUGUCCGAUGCGUAGUUGUUAACUUUCGUGGAUGUGCACAAACACCAUUGACGUCUCCUCAGCUUUACUCGGCGUGCAAGGUCACAGAUCUUGAGUCGGCGCUGCUGCUCCUUACGCGCAUGUUCCCUCAGUCGCCUAUGGUAGGGCUAGGCUUCUCGUUAGGUGGCUCGAUUCUCACUCGGUACAUGGGCUUGACCGGGAAAAACACCCCCCUCAUAGGCGCCAUACCCGUGGGUGCGCCCUUCGACUUGAGCAAAUCGAGCGCAUCCCUCGAGUCAACAUCAUUGAACAGAAUUUAUGCGAAGGUGCUGGGCUCUAGCUUGUACAAAAUGGCCCAACGGCAUGCUGACGUGCUUGCCCUGUCGCCUGAUCUAUGGGAACCUUUAGAGUUGAUAUUCCGCACCAAGAUUGAUCCGGACGCAUCUAAACCUGUGGCAAAGCCAACUUUCGAGUCGCCUCAGUACUGUACGCUUCGAUUUGUCGACCACGUCAUGACGCGUGUCGCCGGUGGUCUACCCACUCCCUACGGUGACUUCCCGUUCUCGUCGGCUGAGGAGUACUACAAAUCCAGCAGUCCUCAGAAUACGCUUGCAAACAUUGCGAGACCAUUGCUGGCACUCUCCGCGGAUGAUGAUCCAAUCGUACCACUAGAGACGCUUGAGGCUGCGAUUACCGGUGUCAAAAAGAACCAGAAUCUUGUUCUUGCGCACAGCCAGUGUGGCGGGCAUUUGGGCUGGUUUGCGGGACCUCGUGGAGAACGUUGGAUCAAGCAUCCCAUUACAGAGUUUGUUUGUGCGUUAUGUGACGCGCAUGCAGCGUCAAAGGUAAAUGCCUUGGGCAAAGGGUUGGGCACGGGCGGCCCUCAGGCCAGCGCUUGGAGAUGGCGUUCAAUCGACAAGCGCUCGGUUCAAGUAGAGGUGCUACCAAAGUCUCAAGUUCCAUCCGUGCUUCCCCAGUCUCUUCGUGCUGCUUCCGAACCAGAUAAUGAACUAAGCAACGAACUCGUUUGGCUUCGUUCUCAAGUAUUGCCACAUCUUCCUUUGCGCCAUCCGAACGAUUCACCGGCUAAGAGACAAGACAUUCCGAAAGGCCGCAUGCUCUCGUUGACAUUGGUAUGUACUCGUAUAUGCGGCUAUUGUGGUUGGCAUUCGUUCAUAAGGCUAACGCGCGACCUGCCACAGCAUUCCGACUCAAUCCGUCCAGAGGUGGGCUUUAUCGAAUUGCCAGAUGACGUUCGUGUUGCCGUAUUCAUCCCAUCACCGCGUAACACUCAGAUACGGCAGGACUGUCACAUUGUUUCCAGCCCCUAG
This is a messenger RNA of Malassezia globosa CBS 7966, 1539 nucleotides long. RefSeq lists its product as uncharacterized. The record is from RefSeq and is a predicted model, not a curated record. Gene Ontology annotation, molecular function: acetylesterase activity; monoacylglycerol lipase activity. Gene Ontology annotation, biological process: medium-chain fatty acid catabolic process; medium-chain fatty acid biosynthetic process. Bases 1 to 1539 code for a protein of 512 amino acids. The transcript is spliced from 3 exons. Lineage: Eukaryota; Fungi; Basidiomycota; Malasseziomycetes; Malasseziales; Malasseziaceae.